Messenger RNA from Camellia sinensis, 1122 nucleotides. RefSeq names its product protein THYLAKOID ASSEMBLY 8, chloroplastic. The record is from RefSeq and is a predicted model, not a curated record. NCBI's taxonomy places the organism in Eukaryota, Viridiplantae, Streptophyta, Magnoliopsida, Ericales, Theaceae. Gene Ontology annotation, biological process: chloroplast organization; Group II intron splicing. Gene Ontology annotation, molecular function: RNA binding; protein binding.
CCCCCCCCCCCCCCCCAUAUUGCACUACUGUAAAACCAUAUAGCAAACCCAACCAGGAGAUGGGGUUGCAGCGGCCGGGGCAUCCUUGAUCUCGAGAGAGAGAGAGAGAGAGAGAGAUAAUAUCUAUCUCCUCUCUUAUUUUGACAUAUUCGGAACGAUGACUUGUUGUGCAAUAAUUGGAAUUGGAACACCUCGUUCUCCUUCUUUGUCAUUCAGCAGCAGCAGCAGCGUUAUUUGUAGCGAAGGGAAUGGGUGGCGACUCACCGGAAUACAUAGUAGGAUAAGAAUGGGGAGGGACAGGAGCAAGAACCGAAAGCCCCUUCAGAGAGGGAGGAAUCUCAGCAUCGAAGCUAUCCAUACUCUUCAAUCUCUCAAGCGAGCCGCCCUCCUCCUCUACACCAACCACCAACACCAAGACUUCUCUUCCUCUUCCUCUUCCUCUUCCUCUUCCUCUUCUUCUUCCUCUUCCUCUUCCUCUCUGGAGCUGGUGUUCGCUUCCAAAUUCAAACGCUUGCUCAAAAACGAUAUGAUGGCUGUUCUUCGUGAACUCCUCCGCCAGAACCAAUGCCUUUUGGCCCUCAAGGUUUUUGAGGAUAUUCAGGAGGAGUAUUGGUAUAAGCCUCAGGUUUCAUUGUAUGCUGAAAUUAUAUCAGCUCUGGGAUGCAAUGGGUUGUAUGAAAGGGUGGAACUUCUCUUCGUGCAAUUGAAGAUGGAAACUAGUUUAGAGCCCGAGACUGUGGCCUUUAAUGCGCUGUUGAAGAAAUUGAUGAAUUUCAACAUGACGGGACUUGCAAUGGAGUGCUUUUACUUGAUGAAAUCAUUAGGAUGCGAGCCAGAUAAGUCAUCCUUUAGAAUAUUGAUAAAUGGUUUAGAAUCAAAAGGAGAAGUGGGUCUUUCAUCUAAUGUAAGACAGGAAGCUGAGAAAUUCUAUGGUAAGUCUUUGGAGUUCUUAGAGGAGAAGGAAGAGGACCCUGUUGCAUGAAUGUGUCUUGUAGUGUCAUAGACCUCUAAUGAUACUAUCAUCAUCAUGUAUGUAUGCCCACUAUUCCUUCUUAAAUGCCAUGCUGUUGGAUAAUGUAAAUAGCAUUUAUCAAAAUUGGAAAAGGCUUUUUUUGUUUAUCA